AUGGCAAAGAAAGGAAGGAAUCAAAAGAAUGACAGUAGCAGCAGAAGCAGCAAGAGAAAAACCCGUGUUGAAUAUGUUGAACCACAAGACAUGGAUGAUGAUAUUGAUGCCUUUCACAAACAGAGGGAUAUUAUUCCGCUGGAUGUCAAUGAUGAUGUUGGGGAAUUAAGUGACGAUGAGGAAGAACCUAUUUUUGAUGAUGAGGCUAUUAAUGCUGCUGAUGAUGAAGACGAUGAGGAGGAUGAGGAUGAUGACUCCCAAGAUACUGGGUUAGCUGCUAAAAUUGUAAAGCAGCAAAAGUUUUUAAGAGCAAAGUUUGGAGAUUUUGAUGAUGAAUUGCACGAUGAAGAAGAUGAUGAGGAAGCAGCACAAAAUAUUGUAUGGAGUGGGAACAGGAGCCAUGAUUAUCAUGGUGGUGAUAAUCGUGAUAUCGAGUUAGAUUCAAGUGAUGAGGCACUAAAAGAAGAGGAGGAUGAGGUAUUGAAAUUACAGAGGGAAAGAGCAAAAAAUUUAUCAGUGGAAGACUUUGGCCUUAAAGAUGGUGAAGAUGAAAGUGACAAGGAGCAAACAUUAGGGGAAAUCUCAGUUCAAGGAAAAGGUACAAAGAAAGCUCAUUUGAGCAAAGAGGCUGUUGAUGACUUGGGUACAACUUUUGAGCUAAAAAAAGAUUGGAAUGCAUUGUCAAGGAAGGAGCAAAUGGAAAUUAUCUCUAGUUCUGCUCCAGAAUUAGGUGGUUUGCUAUCUGAGCUCAAUAACACACUUGAAGAGCUUGGAAACAAAGUUAAUCCACUUUUAAAGGAGGUUAAAGUGGGUGGAAUCGUGCGGGAAGGUGGAAUGCGCUAUUUGGAGGUGAAGCAGCUUCUUUUGCUGUCAUAUUGCCAAACUAUUACAUUCUAUCUUCUUCUCAAGUCUGAAGGGCAGCCAGUUAUUAAUCACCCUGUUAUAGCUCGACUUGUAGAGAUCAAGGGCUUAUUGGAUAAGAUGAAGCAACUCGAUGAGAAUCUCCCAUCAGAACUUGAGGAUUUUGUGGAGAAAAACACUGGGAUGCAGACAGUUGACAGCUUAGAUAGAGAGAGUGAUGCACCUGCUUUGGCAUCUGAGUCUAUCACUACAGACCACACCUUGUCUCGUCCCUCGGCUGAUACAUGUGAACCAGCAGAGCUUUGCGAUGCAAUUGAGCUGCUGAAAACAGAGUCUUUAGCAGGUAGCAUUAGCAAAGAAGGGAAACGCAAGCAUAAGUGGGUAGGCAAUGUCGCUAAAUUAGAAUCCCAAAACUGGCAGAGUGACGAAGUUGGUGCACAAAGUAUGGAAAUGUUGAAAGUAAGAGCUGCCCUGGAGGAAAAAUUGAAGCAGAAGGGAGCUUUUUGUUCCUUUGCAAAGCCUGAUAAAGCGCUGAAGCAUCCAAGACCAGUAAAUGGGCGACUUGAAAGCCAUGGAGACUAUGAUGAUGAUGCUGUAGAUGAUGAGAAGGGCAAUCGUAGAUUGAGUCCUGGAGACACGAGCUUGUUGGGAUCAAAGAAACUUUCCAAACUUGUUAUGUCCAAACAGAAUAAGCCAAAGGUUGUUUCCGGUGACGAUGAUUUACCUAUGAGAGACGAUAUUGGAGAGAGGAGGAGGAAGCAUGAGCUUAGAGUUUUGGCAGAUGCUGGAAUUAAGACCGAGGAUGAUGCUGGAGUUAGGAUGGAGGAUGAUGCUGGAAUUAUGUCUGAGGAUGAACUUGCAAUGGAGGCUGACGAAAAUGAUGACAUGGAUGAGGAUGCUGAUUCCUCAGAAGACGAUUUAUACAAACAAGUGAGGCAAAAGCGAGCUGCCAAACUUGCUGCCAAAGCCGAGAUUUACACUAGUAAUCAAACCAUGCUCUUGUACCUGCACUGGCUAGAAAGUGCAAAUAUCUUUCUGCGAGCUGGACUUGCAGCAGUUGCUUUGACUUCGGCUCCCCCAUCCUUGCCUGAAACUGUUGAUGGAAAACGUCAUAUCAAUUAUCAGAUUGAGAAGAACAGAGGUCUAACACGUCCGCGCAACAAGCUGACCAAAAAUCCAAGAAAGAAAUACCGGACAAAGCACGAUAAAGCACAGAAGCGACGACAAGGGCAAGUGCGCCAGAUCAAGAAACCUUCUGGUCCUUAUGGUGGAGAAAGCUCCGGCAUCAACGCAAGAAUUAGUCGAAGCGUCAGGCUCUGA
Molecule: messenger RNA, 2181 nt
Organism: Dovyalis caffra
Lineage: Eukaryota; Viridiplantae; Streptophyta; Magnoliopsida; Malpighiales; Salicaceae
Source: the annotation of a GenBank genome assembly